Messenger RNA from Charadrius vociferus (killdeer), 6700 nucleotides. RefSeq names its product myosin IXB (gene MYO9B). Gene Ontology annotation, molecular function: ATP binding; GTPase activator activity; microfilament motor activity. Gene Ontology annotation, biological process: actin filament-based movement; Rho protein signal transduction. The transcript is spliced from 42 exons. The record is from RefSeq and is a predicted model, not a curated record. NCBI's taxonomy places the organism in Eukaryota, Metazoa, Chordata, Aves, Charadriiformes, Charadriidae. Gene Ontology annotation, cellular component: myosin complex.
AUGAGUUUAAAAGAUGCUGACAGUGCAGUUUGCCAGGCAAAGGCAGCCUAUAAUCUUCAUAUUUACCCCCAACUCUCAACAGAAAGCGCUCCCUGCUGCAAAGUGACAGCAACCAAGGACAGCACAUCUUCAGAUGUCAUCAAGGAUGUGAUUAAUAUCUUAAACUUGGAUGUCUCAAAACAUUAUGUGCUCGUGGAAGUGAAAGAAUCGGGUGGUGAAGAAUGGGUACUUGAUAUAAAUGAUUCUCCUGUUCAUAGGGUUUUACUUUGGCCUCGUCGUGCUCAGGAUGAGCAUCCACAAAAGGAUGGGUACUACUUUCUUUUACAAGAAAGGAACACUGAUGGGUCCAUCAAAUAUGUCCAGAUGCAAUUGCUUUCCAAGGAGACAGAUGCUCGGCGAUUGGUUGAAAGGGGUUUUCUUCCGUGGCAUCAGGAGGACUUUGAUGACUUAUGCAAUCUCCCCAACUUAACGGAGACAACACUCCUAGAGAACCUCAAAUGCCGCUUUCUAAAACACAAAAUUUAUACUUAUGCUGGAAGUAUUCUGAUUGCAAUUAACCCUUUCAAGUUCCUGCCCAUUUAUAAUCCUAAAUAUGUCAAGAUGUAUGAGAAUCAUCAGCUCGGGAAGCUGGAGCCUCAUAUUUUUGCCAUUGCUGAUGUGGCUUAUCACACAAUGCUUAAAAAACAUGUUAAUCAGUGCAUAGUUAUAUCAGGUGAAAGUGGGUCUGGGAAAACUCAAAGCACAAACUUCUUAAUUCACUGCCUCACGGCGCUGAGCCAGAAAGGGUACGCAAGUGGUGUGGAGAGAACUAUUCUAGGAGCUGGACCAGUUCUGGAGGCAUUUGGAAAUGCCAAAACGGCACAUAACAAUAACUCCAGUCGUUUUGGGAAGUUUAUUCAAGUCAACUAUUUAGAGAAUGGUAUUGUCCGAGGGGCUGUUGUUGAAAAAUACCUGCUUGAAAAAUCUCGUCUGGUUUCUCAAGAAAAGGAUGAAAGGAACUACCAUGUCUUUUAUUAUUUGCUACUUGGAGUCAAUGAGGAAGAGAGUAAAGAAUUUCACCUCAAGCAACCCGAAGAUUAUUUCUACCUCAAUCAGCAUAACUUGAAAAUUGAAGACGGGGAAGAUCUCCGACAUGACUUUGAAAGAUUAAAACAAGCCAUGGAGAUGGUUGGCUUCCUUUCAGCAACAAAAAAACAGAUUUUUUCAAUACUUUCAGCUAUUCUUUAUUUGGGCAACGUUACAUACAAGAAGAAAGCUACAGGUCGUGAUGAAGGGUUGGAAGUAGGACCUCCGGAAGUCUUGGACAUUCUUUCCCAGCUUUUGAAAGUUAAACGAGAAAUUCUAGUAGAAGUGCUAACAAAAAGAAAAACUGUGACAGCCAACGAUAAACUUAUUUUGCCAUAUAGUCUCAAUGAGGCAAUAACAGCUCGUGAUUCAAUGGCAAAGUCCUUAUACAGUGCUCUGUUUGAUUGGAUUGUUCUGCGAAUCAAUCACGCUCUCCUUAAUAAGAAGGACAUGGAGGAAUCUGUUACAUGUUUGUCCAUUGGUGUACUUGAUAUUUUUGGAUUUGAAGACUUUGAAACCAACAGUUUUGAACAGUUCUGUAUAAAUUAUGCUAAUGAGCAGCUUCAGUAUUAUUUCAAUCAGCACAUUUUCAAAUUGGAACAGGAGGAAUAUAAGAGUGAAGGGAUCACUUGGCACAAUAUUGACUAUACUGAUAAUGUGGCCUGCAUUCACUUAAUCAGCAAGAAGCCCACUGGCCUCUUCUAUCUUCUGGAUGAAGAAAGCAACUUUCCCCAUGCCACCAACCAAACUCUGCUUGCAAAAUUCAAACAGCAGCAUGAGGAGAACAAGUUUUUUGUUGGAACCCCGGUGAUGGAGCCUGCUUUUAUUAUUCGACACUUUGCUGGCAAAGUUAAAUACCAGAUAAAAGAUUUCAGAGAGAAAAAUAUGGAUUACAUGAGACCUGAUAUUGUUGCUUUACUACGAAGCAGUGACAGUGCUUAUGUUCGGGAGCUGAUAGGAAUGGACCCUGUAGCUGUGUUCCGCUGGGCAGUUCUGCGGGCAGCUAUUCGAGCAAUGGCUGUCUUUGCAGAAGCGGGACGCCAAAGAGCUCAGAAGACUGCAGGAGUGGUACGUCAAGGACCCAGAGUUCCCCUUGGAGAACUCCAGAGAUCAAAUACACCAGUAGAAAAAGUUUAUCGAGACAUGUAUGAACAAAUCAUCGCAAGUAUAAAAGGACUUCCAUGGCAGGGUGAUGAUCCCUGUAAGCUGCUUCGGUCACUCAGUCGACUUCAACACCGCUCCCACUUCAUGAAGAGUAGAGGUAUCAAACAAAAGCAGAUCAUUCCCAAGAAUUUGCUGGAUUCCAAAUCUCUGAAGCUCAUAGUAAGCAUGACUCUGCAUGACCGAACUACAAAAUCCCUUUUGCACUUACACAAAAAGAAGAAACCCCCUAGCAUAAGUGCACAGUUCCAGACUUCACUUAAUAAAUUACUGGAGACACUGGGUAAAGCUGAGCCAUUCUUCAUCCGUUGCAUCCGCUCCAAUGCUGAGAAGAAAGAGAUGCUUUUUGAUGAAGGCUUGGUGCUUCAACAGUUAAGAUACACUGGCAUGCUAGAAACUGUGCGAAUCAGAAGAUCUGGUUAUAGUGCCAAAUAUACAUUCCAGGAAUUCAUAGACCAGUUUCAGGUGUUACUGCCCAAAAAUGCCAAAGCCUCUAAGGAAGACAUUUGUGUUUACUUGAAUAAACUAAAACUGAAUGAAAACUACUAUCAAAUAGGGACGACCAAGGUUUUUAUGAAAGAGGCUGAACGGCAGAUACUACAGGAUACACUACACAAAGAAGUGAUCAGGAAAAUCAUUCUCCUUCAGAGCUGGCUCAGGAUGGUUUUAGAAAGGAGACGCUUUCUCAGAACACGGCAGGCAGCCAUUGUUUUACAGGCUUGCUGGCGUUCCCGUUGUGUUAGGGUGGCACUGCAGAGAAAUAAUGCUGCCACUCAUAUUCAGUCAGCAUGGCGAAGAUACAGGGAGCGAAAAUGCUACCUUCAGCAGAAGAGGAGAAUUUGUCUUGUGCAAGCCAUGGUCAGAGGGCAUCUACAGCGUAAGAGAUUUCAGAAAAUGGCUAUGGAAAAGCAGAAAGCUGAAGAGAAGCAGGAAGACCAAGCCAGAGAGAAUGAUGAGAGCAAGGAUGAGCUCAGUGAACCAGCAACAGAUCAGUUGCCUGGGAAACACGAGUCAGAGCUGAAUCAAACUGUUGGGGACAGAGAUCAAACUCCAAGUGAGCAAGAUGAAAACUUGAGCUCGUCUGAAAAGGCCGUGUUACCCCAGAAGAACGUGACAGAGGGCUCUGAGAAAGUGACACACAGCCGGGAGAAACGUGAAUCUCGCCGGCAGAGGGGGCUGGAACAUAACGAGUUACAGAAUAAGCAUGUCCUGUUUUCCUUUGAAGGACCAUCUUUACUGUGCCACAAGGAACAAACCUCUUCUGAAGAGGCCCUGGAAACUGUUCCAGUGCCAAAGGAAUCCUCAGCACAAGAUAUUGUCCUUCAAGGAAGCAGCGAGGGAGAGAAAAGUCCAAGUGAAGAAAAAGCUCCUUCAGACGCACCACCAUCAAGCGAGAUAAAAGAAAACAGUUCUAUUCCUGAGCAACAACCUGUAUCAGAAAGGGAAAAAGUAGAUGAUAAGGCAAUUGAUAGAAUGAAAACACAAGGGAACCAAAAUAACCAGAUAAAAGGCAGCCAAAGUUUUAACUGCCCUGAAAGGCCAACAAAUCUUGCACUGAAUCUUCAUAAUACGCUAUCUGCUACUGGGAGCUUUCGAACUCCAGCUGAAUGCUGGGCAGAUAAAACCAAACAUCCUGCCCAGAAGGCAACCAAAGAUCUGGAUAGUCCCACCACUUCCCCAAUCCAGAGAUAUGUGGAUGACCCAGGGAAACUAAAGUACAAGAGAGAGAAGUGGAAAGGAAAGAGACAGUCUGAUGCCAGUCAGAAUGAUAUGCUGAGUCAGUCUUUGGAUGAAAGAACACGAGCGGAUAAGUCUCCGCAGGAUCAGCUUGAAAGGAAGGGGAACUCAUCUUCAUUAAGUGAUCUCGCAACACUUGCCCAGUCUGUUGCCAUGAAUCAGCAAUCACCAGAUACGAUAGAAGAAGAAAAAGGCAACAAGAAAUACCCUGUGCAAAAGAAGCCCACUGACCUCUUCCCUACCUCGGAUGCAGGCGCUUCCAUGCAGUCAUCAAGUCAGCAAAUCGAUGCCAAGUCUGCUUUUAAAAGUCCUUUGCGUAGACUUUUGGGGAAAAAGCCAGACAAGAAAAUUCCAAAGGAGAGUCCUGAUGUGAUUGAUGAAGGAGAAGGCCUCUCCCUUGUGUCUUGUGUUCUCUUUUCAGAAACAGGAGGAACCCAGAAAGUUUCAGAAGCUUCUUCUGGACAGCCAAGUCGUCUCCAGGCUGGGGAGCGCCAUGUGAAAGAGAGUAGUAAAGCAAAGAAGAACCGAACUAUAAAGAUCAGCAAGAUCUCAAGUGUGUCUCAGAAUUGGCGAGCAUCCAUAGUCCGUGAGAUUGCAAAUGCCAAUGAACUGAAACAUCUUGAUGAGUUCCUCCUAAAUAAGAUCAAUGACUUACGCUCCCAGAAGUCUGGUGUUGAAUGUUUGUUUUUUGAAGCCACGGAGAAGUUUAGAGGAAACAUCAAGACCAUGUACUCUGCUCCUAAUGGACAAAUCCACGUUGGCUACAAAGAUCUGGUGGAAAAUUACCAGCUUCUAGUUACAAAUCUGGCUAAAAAAAGGGAAGAGAAAGAAGUCAAGCUGGUUUUGAAUCUCUUCCAAUCCCUUCUGGAUGAAUUCAUCAGAGGGUAUACAAAAAAAGAGGAAUCUGAGCAGCCCAAGCAAACCAAAGCCCAGAAGAAGAAACGAAAACAAGAUCGUUCAAUUGAAGAACACAAUGGCCAUGUAUUCACAAACUACCAAGUGAGCAUACGGCAGUCGUGUGAACACUGCUCGUCCUACAUCUGGCCCAUGGAAAAGGCCUGUCUCUGCAGUGUUUGCAAGUUGACUUGUCACAAGAAAUGCAUGUCGAAAAUCCAGAGCAGCUGUACAUCCUGUGGAAAAAAGAACGAACAGGAUGCAGAACCACGUCAUUUUGGAGUGUGUGUGAGUUCCCUGACCAGUGAGAGAAAUUCAGUCCCCAUUGUCAUGGAGAAGCUGCUGGAGUAUGUGGAGAUGCACGGCCUCUACACAGAAGGCAUUUACAGGAAAUCGGGAUCAGCAAAUCGUAUGAAGGAGCUGAAACAGUUGCUGCAAGCAGAUCCAAACUCAGUGAAACUGGAGAAUUACCCUAUUCACACUAUUACAGGCAUCCUUAAGCAAUGGCUACGGGAAUUACCAGAUCCACUAAUGACAUCUGCGCAGUACAAUGAUUUUCUCCGAGCUGUAGAACUACCAGAAAAACAGGAGCAACUCUGUGCCAUUUACAGUGUCCUUGAACAGCUGCCACAAGCCAAUCAUAAUACCUUGGAGCGACUCAUCUUCCAUCUGGUCAAAGUGGCUUUGAUAGAAGAUGUCAACCGUAUGUCACCCAAUGCCUUGGCCAUUGUUUUUGCUCCAUGCCUCUUGCGUUGUCCUGAUACCUCUGACCCUUUAACCAGCAUGAAGGAUGUUUCAAAAACAACCAUGUGUGUAGAGAUGCUCAUAAAGGAACAGAUAAGGAAGUACAAGAUAAAAAUGGAUGAAAUAAAUCAGCUGGAAGCAGCUGAGAGCAUCGCUUUUCGACGACUCUCAUUGCUUCGGCAGAAUACGAGUAAAAGCUCACAGGUCAAAGGAAAUGACAGUGGCAACUCAGAACUGGACUCACUGCAUGAAGAAGAGGAAGUUUCUGAAGCUGAUAACCGGGAAAAGGAGAUUCUCAUUGAUCGCAUACAGUCGAUAAAAGAAGAAAAGGAAGAUAUAACUUACCGGUUACCGGAGCUUGAUCAGCGAGGCUCUGAUGAGGAAAACGUAGACUCCGAGACCUCAGCGAGCACAGAGAGCCUGCUUGAAGACAGAACAGGACGGAUGGAUACCGAAGGUCAGUAUUAAGGUAGUGUGUCAAUUAUUGGACUACACUGCCGUGCUCAGAGCUCCAGUAUGCCUGCCAAAGACAUUUGCAAAGUGCCUUCCCUUUUGCAAAGCUCUUCAAAUUCUUCCUCUGCAUCCCUGGCUUCAAGACACAGAUCAUCUUUAACACUGUCCAAGAUUAAAGUGCCCCGUCGAACUCCAGUGAUGCCAACAGCAAAUAUAAAACUUCCACCUGGGAUUUUCAAAUGUACAGAAUCCCAGGGCAGGAUUUUGGCUAACGAAGAGUCUCAGAUAAUGAUGAGACGAAGGGAGCAGCCAGCAAGGCGAACGGAUAAAAUCCACUCUGUAUACAUUGCACACGGGUCUGCAGUGGCCCACGCUCAGGAACUCUUGGAUGAAUACGAACCCACAGCAAAAGUAAAACGGAGGUUUUCGGACCCUUACUCUCACAUUCCCUGUAUAGAGAAGUGAAAUACUUCAGCUCUCUGGACUUCUUUGAAGUUGACUGCAGCUUUGGCUUUAACCCUUUGAAGGCUGUGAACUUGUUCAUGACAUGUACAGGGAAAAAAAAAAAGUCCCCAGAUUCUGCUGCCGUGCCUUCUUCCAUUUGCCUUACAACGGACUCUAAUGGGACCAUCAGCGAGUUUGGGUC